AUGGAGAAUGGAGAAGGUAACUUAGAGAGCGAAUUUGCAGCAUUGAAGGUGGCCGACUCGUACAGUGCCAAUGGCAGUGAUGGAUUGUUUCAGGUUAUGAAAGCUGUUGAAGCUGCUGAGGCAACCAUCAAACAGCAGGUAGAAGAGAACAACCGAUUGAGAUCCGAAAUUCAGAAAAAAGAUGAGGAACUUGAAAAAUAUAAAUCAGUUGAUGUCAAAUAUCAAACAUCUCAAAAUGCUGAUCGAUGGGGUGGCCACGAGCUGUAUCGAACUGAUCAAGAAAUUUUAAAGAUGGGAAAUAAAAUAGGUGAUGAGUACACUGUGGGAAUCACUUCUCAGCAUGAUUCGCCAAAUUCUUAUACACUUGAAUCAGAUGUGAUUCGGAGUAAUAAGAAUCAUGCAAUGGAAACUCGUGUAGAAAACCAAACUGAUGGCAAUACAGCAAAUGGAUCAUUGAGCUCGAAUCUUGGAGCAUCAGAUAAUUCUGGAGUCUCACAGAUUCAGUCACCAUCUAUCACAUUGUUUACGCCUACAAGGUACCCACAGCAAAGCAAUUUGGACUUGGAGUAUGGAUAUUCGGGGAAGGAUUUGAUUUCAAUGGCUGACAAUAGUUCGAAGCAGGAUAUUGUUGCAAGGAUUCGAGACCAUGAAGAGGAGAUUCAACAGUUGAAAAGGCAUCUUGCAGAAUACUCAAUAAAGGAAGCACAAAUCAGCAAUGAGAAAUACGCCCUCGAGAAACGAAUAUCAUACAUGCGACUGGCAUUUGAUCAGCAACAACAAGAUCUCAUUCUUGCUGCUUCAAAAGCAGUUUCAUACAGACAGGACAUAAUGGAGGAGAAUGUUCGUCUAAAGUAUGCAUUACAGGCUGCUCAACAAGAAAGAACAACAUUCGUAAGUUCUUUAAUGCCCCUUCUUACGGAGUAUUCUCUCCAGCCGCUUGCUGCCGAUGCACAAUCCAUUGUCAGUAAUGUCAAGGUUUUGUUUAGACAUUUACAGGAGCAGCUUCUUGUGACUGAGGGAAAACUCAAAGAAUCGCAGUACCAGCUAGCACCCUGGCGUUCUGAUACGAAUCUCUCCAACUUUCCUCAGUCUCCAAUCUAUCCUAUUGAGAUCAAAGAUGGGCUGGAACUGGUUUCACAACCGACAUAUUCUGAUGGAAAUAUGCAAUCUUUGGAUCCCCAGACAGCAAUGGCUGGAGAUAUGUUGGGUCUUCCGCAAAGUGGAUUGGAAAAUUUGAAGAAUUCGGAGCACGGUGAAUUGGGGAGGCAUCCUCCUUUUUCAAGCAGUCAAAGUCCAUCAGAGCUUUCAUUCAACCAGACUGAUCCACAUCAUGUUCGGAAUAACGAAGGUGCAGUCAGUAAAAAAGUCACAUUUGGUGACCUUGUUAAGAAUACUGAGAUUGAUGAACCUGACAACAGAGGACCCAUGAAUGAUACAGAACCUUCUGUUAACUGGAAUUCCAAAGCAUCAGCAACAACUACUGUUGAUGAUCCCGAGUCCUCAUUUUCUCCUCUUCUACCACCAGUUCUUGAGGAACCUUCGUCCUCCUUCUCUGAGGCUGCAGACGAUGAUCCACUACCAGGAAUUGAGGGUCUCCAAAUUUCAGGUGAAGCAUUUCCUGGUCAGCAACUCCAAGCAUGUGGAUAUUCCAUCAAUGGGACAACCAGUUGCAAUUUUGAGUGGGUACGACACUUGGAGGAUGGCUCUUUUAAUUAUGUUGAAGGAGCGAAGCAACCAAAUUAUCUUGUAACUGCAGAUGAUGUUGAUACAUAUCUUGCCAUUGAAGUACAGCCACUUGAUGAUAGGAAGCGUAAGGGUGAACUUGUGAAAGUCUUCGCCAAUGAGCAUAGAAAAAUUACUUGCGAUCCGGUAAUGCAGAAAUGCAUAGAGAAGACUCUUUACUCUGGUCAUGUUUCUUUCAAGCUCUCUCUUUCGAGUGGAUAUCUUGAUAUAUGGGAACCGGCUGUAUUGGCAAUUAAAAGGGAUAGUUACAGCAUAAAGUGUAGCGGGCCUAGUGGUGUUGUAGUUGCUGAGAAGUUUUCGCCAUCUACAACUGUCACUAUUCCAUACGGAAGUCCUGAUGAAUUCUCGAUAGUUGAUUCUCUGGGUACUGAACGCAUUUUGAGAGUGGACAGUAGCUUGACAGAUAUAAGUGGCUCAAGAGAUACAAUUGUUCUCACCUUGAGAUUAUUCAUCUUGAAGGCCGGUGAAAAGAAGAGGAAGAAGAGAAGCCUGUUCUUUAACAAGUGA
This is a messenger RNA of Striga hermonthica, 2250 nucleotides long. NCBI's taxonomy places the organism in Eukaryota, Viridiplantae, Streptophyta, Magnoliopsida, Lamiales, Orobanchaceae. The record is from the annotation of a GenBank genome assembly.